Molecule: messenger RNA, 2933 nt
Organism: Galeopterus variegatus (Sunda flying lemur)
Lineage: Eukaryota; Metazoa; Chordata; Mammalia; Dermoptera; Cynocephalidae
Gene: RASA4B
Product: RAS p21 protein activator 4B
Exons: 21
Coding region: 2-2413 (803 amino acids)
Biological process (GO): intracellular signal transduction; cellular response to calcium ion; regulation of GTPase activity
Molecular function (GO): phospholipid binding; GTPase activator activity
Source: RefSeq, a predicted model, not a curated record
GAUGGCCAAGCGCAGCUCGCUGUCCAUCCGCAUCGUAGAGGGGAAGAACCUGCCCGCCAAGGACAUCACUGGCAGCAGCGACCCCUACUGCAUCAUGAAGGUGGACAAUGAGCCCAUCAUCAGGACGGCCACUGUGUGGAAGACCCUGUGCCCCUUCUGGGGUGAGGAGUAUCAGGUGCGCAUGCCACCCACCUUCCACGCUGUGGCCUUCUACGUCAUGGACGAGGAUGCCCUCAGCCGCGACGAUGUCAUCGGGAAGGUCUGCCUUACAAGGGACACUCUAGCCUCUCACCCCAAGGGUUUCAGCGGGUGGGCCCACCUGACGGAGGUCAACCCAGAUGAGGAAGUGCAGGGUGAGAUCCACCUGCGGCUGGAGGUGGUGCCAGGGCCCCGGGUCCGCUGGCUGCGCUGCUCUGUGCUGGAGGCCAGGGACCUAGCCCCGAAGGACCGGAAUGGCGCAUCUGACCCCUUUGUCCGAGUGCGCUACAAGGGCCGGACGCAGGAGACCUCGAUUGUGAAGAAAUCAUGCUACCCACGCUGGAAUGAGACUUUUGAGUUUGAGCUGGGGGAGGGGGCCACAGAGGAAUUGUGCGUGGAGGCCUGGGACUGGGACCUUGUCAGCAGAAAUGACUUCCUGGGCAAGGUAGUGUUCAAUGUCCAGAGACUGGGAGCAGCCCAGCAGGAGGAAGGCUGGUUCCGGCUGCAGCCCGAUCAGUCUAGGAGCCAUCAGAGGGAUGAGGGCAACCUGGGCUCUUUGCACCUGGAGGUUCGGCUGCGGGACGAGACGGUGCUGCCCUCCGCCUGCUACCAGCCCCUGGUGCAGCUGCUGUGCCAGGAAGUGAAGCUGGGCAACCAGGGCCCAGGGCAGCUGAUCCCACUCAUCGAGGAGACAACCAGUGCCGAGUGUCGCCAGGAUGUGGCCACCAACCUGCUUAAGCUCUUCCUGGGGCAGGGGCUGGCCAAGGACUUUCUGGACCUGCUCUUCCAGCUGGAGCUGGGUCGCACCAGUGAGGCCAACACCCUGUUCCGGAGCAACUCUCUGGCCUCAAAGUCCAUGGAGUCUUUUCUGAAGGUGGCUGGGAUGCGGUAUCUGCACGGUGUCCUGGGCCCCAUCAUUGACAGAGUGUUUGAGGAAAAGAAGUAUGUGGAGCUGGACCCCAGCAAAGUGGAAGUUAAGGAUGUGGGGUGCUCGGGGCUGCACCGCCCACAGACCGAGGCCGAGGUGCUGGAGCAGAGCGCGCAGACGCUGCGCGGCCACCUGGGGGCGCUGCUGGGCGAGCUCUGCCGCUCGGUGCGUGCAUGCCCCGCUGUGGUGCGCGCCACUUUCCGCCAGCUCUUCCAGCGCGUGCGCGAGCGCUUCCCCAGUGCCCAGCACGAGAACGUGCCAUUCAUCGCCGUCACCAGCUUCCUGUGCCUGCGCUUCUUCUCUCCCGCCAUCAUGUCGCCCAAGCUCUUCCACCUGAGGGAGCGACACGCAGACGCCCGUACCAGCCGCACCCUUCUCCUGCUGGCCAAGGCGGUCCAGAACGUGGGCAACAUGGACACGCCGGCUUCCAGGGCCAAGGAGGCCUGGAUGGAGCCGCUGCAGCCCACCGUGCACAAGGGCGUGGCACAGCUGAAGGACUUCAUCACCAAGCUUGUGGACAUCGAGGAGAAGGAGGAGCUGGAGCUGCAGCGGACGCUGAGCUUGCAGGCACCGCCCGUGAAGGAGGGGCCGCUCUUCAUCCACAGGACCAAGGGCAAGGGCCCCCUCAUGUCCUCCUCCUUCAAGAAACUCUACUUCUCCCUCACCACUGAGGCUCUCAGCUUCGCCAAGACGCCCAGCUCCAAGAAAAGUGCGCUCAUCAAGCUAGCCAACAUCCGGGCAGCAGAAAAGGUGGAGGAGAAGAGCUUCGGCAGCUCGCACGUUAUGCAGGUCAUCUACACAGACGACACUGGCAGGCCCCAGACUGCCUACCUGCAGUGCAAGUGUGUGAAUGAGCUGAACCAGUGGCUGUCUGCACUGCGGAAAGUAAGCAUCAACAACACUGGCCUGCUGGGCUCCUACCACCCCGGCAUCUUUCGCGGGGACAAGUGGAGCUGCUGCCACCAGAGGGACAGAACAGAUCGGGGCUGCGAUAAGACCCGGUCCCGGGUGACUCUGCAGGAGUGGAAUGACCCUCUCGACCAUGACCUUGAGGCCCAACUUGUCUACCGGCACCUGCUGGGUGUGGAGGCCACACUGCGGGAGAAGCAUCGGGAACUCAGUGGGGGCACAGAGGCAGGCACUGUGCCUGAGGACCCUGGUGAAGCCCCCAAGGACUCACUGGCCCAGCUGCUCCAGGUGCUGCAGGACCUCCGCGAGGCCCAUAGCUCCAGCUCGGCCAGCCUCCUGCCCUCAGAGCCCAACUGCCUCCUAGAGCUGCAGACGUGAGACCUGACGCACACUCCCAUGCUGAGCUCCCUGCCAGGUGCUUGGAGACCCCCAAUGCACUCUGGGCCUUCACUCCAGCCCCCUCACUGGGGUGCAGAACCUAGGUCUUUCCUGGGUGGAGGGAGUGGGGGUAUCCAGCAGCAUGGGGUUCCAGAUGUCCGUAGCUGACAAGGCUUUGGCCCAUUGUGGCCAACCUGAAGUCUUUAGUGGACUUAGGUGGCUCCCGCUCCUCUGUGAGGCCUGGCUGUGCCCUGCAGCUCCUGCAGCUGUCCCUGCCUCUAGCCGUGACUCUCCAGGGACUCUCCUCUUCUGCUGAGGACAGAUCCAGCCAGAAACCACCCCUAGGGAGGUCCAUGCCCAGGUGGGCCGGCCUCCUGGGCCCCAAGAGCAGGCUUCCACCCGAACACCCCCUCACUCCCGGCUACCACCCCACAUGCUCCCUUCACGGCCUCUUCCUGUGUCCCUUGGGUGGGGCACUGUGGUGCUCUGCUGCUGACAGUAAACCUGCUGUGACUGCCAA